Molecule: messenger RNA, 4723 nt
Organism: Pseudovirgaria hyperparasitica
Lineage: Eukaryota; Fungi; Ascomycota; Dothideomycetes; Acrospermales; Acrospermaceae
Exons: 3
Coding region: 290-4531 (1413 amino acids)
Biological process (GO): mRNA splicing, via spliceosome
Cellular component (GO): U2 snRNP; nucleus
Molecular function (GO): protein binding; U2 snRNA binding
Source: RefSeq, a predicted model, not a curated record
AAAUGCUGACCGGUCACACAGCCUAUUUCCUGUAGGGUGAGCCUGGCCCGCAGCGACGCGAGAGUCGAGUUUCUGCGGCAGCUGCACUACAGCUUUUGCGCCAACAUCUGGCCGCAACUCUUUGUUGGCUUGCAGAAAUCAUUUGCGUCUUUGACGAGGAAUGCUUUUGGCAGAAAGACUCUGCACACUUUGUUCUAGAUUUCAUCUGCCACAGUCGUCUGUUGUUGUGGUAGUUUCACGUCUCGGUCAUUUCACUCACUGAUUUCGGGGCCCAUAGCCGGUCACAGUGAUGGAUCAAACCUUCGAAAUAGACCAGGUCGUGGAUGGCCAAUACGAACGACGUCAAAUGACCGUAGCACAGCUCAUGGCUGAACGAAGUGCGAGCAAAAAAAAGCUGCUACCGGAACCAACAAAGCCAAAAGCAGCUCCACAGUUAGGAUUGCUUUCAAGGACAAUCGUGCCAAGUCCCACCAUCAAUCACAUCAUACCUGUUCGCAUCCGACAUCAGAAUAAGAACGAUCUCGUUUAUGUAGGUGAAGAUUUUCUCCGCCUACACGAGAUCCAGGAUGACGGAAGUCUGGAUUUUGUCGUCGGCCGAGAAGGACUACCGCGUAUUCGUGCUGCAAAAGCAUUUGGACAACCAUGGCAACAACUUUCGGAUGUUCAGAUUAAACUUGAGAACGGAAUGUCACCUGACAUUGAUACUGUCUGGGAAAAGGAGUCGACUGCCUUCUCCGAAAGUAGUUCGAAUGCAUCCCAGGCAAACUUUCCCCCUCAACUGCUUUUGCUUGCGUUGGAGACCCAAGAACUCCUCUUCGUAUAUACCCAAUCCGAUGAAAACAACAGAGUAUCGUUCCAUGCUCAGUCAAUUGCUUUGAUGUCUGGCAAAUCGAUUCUCGAACAUCCAGGCAAUCAAAUCGCCGUCGAUCCUCGCUCAAGGGCAAUCGCAGUUGCAGCGUCGGAAAAGAACGUAGUCAUUUACUCUACGAAUCCUCCCCAGGAUAUGCAAGGGUCCUCCAAAAUGACGAGUUUCAUACAGAGCGAGGCCAUUGAGCAGGUUCCUGGCGUCAUACUGAAGAUGGACUUUCUCUUUCCCGCAGAACAAGAUAAUGAUCACAUCGCCCUACUGAUCAUACAUUCUCACAAUAGCCGUGUAUAUAUCACUUGUUUCGACUGGAUCGCUUCCAUUGGCUUGACGUCAAGACAACGGCGUCUGAAGGCUCUCCCAUUAGUUGAAUGUCAAGAAUAUCCCUUACUACUAAUCACUCUUCAGUUUUCGCCAGACUGCAUGAUCGUUACCGAAGAUGGUAUAUACUACUUCCAGAAGAUAUUAGCAGGUGCAGAUAAGGUCAAGAAGGUCUUUGACAGCCACGACCCUGUCAUAUCGAAACAUCUGCACAAACGACCACCACUAUGGACCUCAUGGACCAGGGUCGAGCGCGCACAUCGUUUCCACAAUAGGGUUCAGGAAGACUUUUACCUUGUUCGCGAAGACGGUCAAUUCUUCUAUAUGGAAGUCAAGAGCAAAGAGACAUAUUGCGGAAUGAGUUACGCAGGCUCAUUUGGUUGUAAUGUGGAUACUGCUUUUACCAAUCUACCUCUUGGUCUGAGGAAGCCGGACCACGUUGUUGCUGCUGGAAUUGGUGGCCAUGGUGGAAUCUUGCGCAUAGGCAUGUCUGGAAAAGUGGCUGAAGUACCCCGACGCGAAAAGGUCUUCCAACCAGACUUGGUCGGGCAGUUACCAAGCUGGGCUCCUACGAUGGAUCUUGUUGAGGAUACCUGCAAUACACAAUCACAAGGCACUUUUCCACAUGGUAUCGUUGUCACUAGUGGCCGGGCACCACGUGGAUGUGUAUCGAGCCUCAGAUCAGGACUUAGCGCCAACAUACGAGCACAAAUAGGUGCUGACAUGGAUGUGGCGAAUUGCAUCGGUGGCUACCUACUCUCCACUCCCGAGUCAGAUCAGAUUGUCUUCCUUCUGUCCUUCCCCACGCACAGCGAUCUGAUUCGGCUUUCUGUCGUCGAAGAGGCUGGCGAAGAGGUCCUUGAUGUUCAAGUUGGCCUAUCGGAAGCGCAGGAAGAUAAUGUUGGUUUGGAUCUUGGGCUUGAAACUCUUUUUGCUUCGUCCAUCGGUUCAGAUAGAGCCAUUCAGGUGACCAGGAGGGGCGCAAUCAUCACUGAAGCACUUACACUUCGGGAGACCGCUCGACUUAGCUUAUCUCCCGAUUCGGCCAUUUCCGUUGCUACGUUGGAAGGCAAUUACCUUGUCUACGCCUACAUGUCAGUAGACAGUGGUGGCGUGAGACUUGCAGUGACAACAUUCAACCGAGAACUUGAUAUCUUGACUGGAAGCGAGCAUCAUUUCGACCUUUCUAGUGAGCCUACGUGCGUCAAGUUUAUAACAAUUGCUGAGAAGGUUGUGCUUGCCGUCAGUACGCAUGCCCAUGAGUUGUUGUUCUUCGACUUGCCUUCUUCUAGUUCAAAUCUGCGACUGUUAUCCGCACAUCGGUUGCCCAAGGACAAAGGUUCCUCGGCGACUUGCGAAAGCCUCGCUGUCCUGCAUUCUGAACCGUGUACGGACCUCUUAGUCUGCGGUCUACGCAGUGGACAUGUCUUGUCUUUCGAGGUUGACGUCGACUCGCCUGUAUUCGAUCCAAGUUUUGUGGCCGUGGAAGGUAUAAACCAUCCCGUACUCAGAGUAUCAUCCGUGCGUGAACUUACUGUCGGACCAACCUCAGUCAGACUCUUCGACACGCCCAUUGGAUUGUUCAUGACCUGCAACAACAUCUUCUGUCGGAUUGACCGACUGACCCGUCAUAACGCUCUGUUAGAGGUCCGGACACUCCUGUUCGAAGAUGUAUACCAGGAUAACCUGAGACCGUUCCCCAUAUAUACUACGCUAUACCUCCCACGUAACAUGCUUUUCGCCGGGGAAGGUCUCUCGGAGUCGCUACUUUGCGUAUCUGAGGGUGAGCUGCUAUCUACAGUGCCUGAUGAGAGCUCUGCUGUCAUCCCUAAGAGACUUCCAAUAGAUGGUACGCCGUAUAGAAUGAUCGUCGACGAUGAGCACUAUUUAGCCUUGACUAGAAAGACAGAGUGGCGGAAUGGUCUACACGCAAGUUCCAAGACUCGUUGUUGUCUGGAAGUAAUCGAUCCUCGGCGUUACACAACACAAGAAGAGACGGAAUUUGAAGGUGUCUUGGCCUCUUUCCAGCUCCCUCGGAAAGAAAAGGCAAACUGUCUUGCUACGUGGAAGCCACACUGUGGGAUGUUCAAAUACAACUGGAUCGCCAUAGGCACCACGGCUUCAUUGAGGGAACCGUCACCGGGCAUGAGAAGCGCAAGCGGCCAAGCAGGAGGUUUGCUGAUCGUCCGCAAAGUACCAUCGGCUAGAGGCGCACUCGGACAAAAAGGUGGGCUUGAAUUACGCAAGGUGAAGUAUAUAUAUUACGGCAAGUCCGACGAGGGCCCGAUUCAUGCGCUCGCCUCGUACCGGAACGACAGUCUUAUCAUCGGCACUGGUCAAUCAUUACACAUUCUACAAUAUGACCAGGAAGCACAGAGCUUCAACACGGUGUUUCGUUACCGCAGCCUUCCCUCACCGGCAGUCCGGAUCGAAGUGAAGCCUCACCGCUAUGAACCAGACAGACACAUGCGUGGCGAUCCAUGCUACGUCACAACUCUCAAGCACUCUGUCCUUGGGUUUGACAUGCAUGUCGGACACGCCAAUAUGUGGCCAGGAAUUGCUGCGAACAUCGAGCCAACCUUCACCGACACCACCCACCGCCAGUCCAUCACACAUCACCUGAUUGCUAUAAAUUCCCCAAAACCAUCUCAUAGCGAAUACUCACCAAGUGCGCCUGUACCGUCCGCACCUAAGCUCCUCCUGGUUGCUGACAAGUCUGCCACCGUCACGGGCCUUCUCUCUGAUGCUUCCUCGUCGAGACAGACUGCGUUACGCGUCGCUUUCUCUGCUCGCCUCCCGCGUAGCAUCACACGUAUGCGCAGCGUGAAAGUACUUCCUCCGUGGAAUGCUCAGCCUCUAGACGGCAUCGAACCUGAGCCAGUGAUUGGUAGCGCUGCUGAUGGUACCCUCUUCGCGCUACAUGUUCUCCGUCAUCACGCAUGGCAGGUCCUCAAAGUUCUCGAGUGCCUUCUUGUUGUUGCUGCAUCCAAAGAGAGUGCAAGCUUGCUUUGCAAGCCAGAUGUAAAGGAGGCAGAGCGGGCGCAAGAUGUGAUUCUGUCGAUCAAGGCAAGAAAGAGCGCAGAGGACGCGGAUACAAGCAGUGUGCUGAGACCAACCUUGAGAGAUCUCGACUGGCAUGUUGAUGGGACUAAACUGGCGUACCUGAGAACAGCGGAUAUUGAGCUCGAAAUUAACAGACUUGUAGAAGGGGCGGGCUGGGAGGCAAGGGAAGCGUGGGAGAUGGUGUUGGGUGACUUCAUGGCCGAGAUGGAGACUAGAUCGGAGAUAGAGGUUGCAGGCACUCUGGAGAAGUGGCUUGUUGGCGUUCUUGGGCCUGUCUUCUGAUGCAUAUUGGGGGCGCACCAGAUGGGUGUGUGUUCGGAAUCCUAGCGGUUGAUAGACAUAUAUAAAUAUCUCAGCAUUCUGUACUCCGUGUAGGACGUAAGGAUGUAUGGAAGAUGAUGACAGUAUGAGAAGAGAUUUCAGUGAAACUGCAGGGAGAUUUCAUUAGCUGAAGCUCGUGUACUAAUGGCUCAA